Molecule: messenger RNA, 3715 nt
Organism: Zingiber officinale
Lineage: Eukaryota; Viridiplantae; Streptophyta; Magnoliopsida; Zingiberales; Zingiberaceae
Product: probable LRR receptor-like serine/threonine-protein kinase At1g74360
Exons: 2
Coding region: 203-3607 (1134 amino acids)
Biological process (GO): protein phosphorylation
Molecular function (GO): receptor serine/threonine kinase binding; ATP binding; protein kinase activity
Source: RefSeq, a predicted model, not a curated record
UUUCGCACUAGACAAGUUGAGAGUCAAAGAGGAUUACUUGUCUGCUAUAAACUAAGACAAAUCCAACAAAACAAGCAAAGUUCGAGGUCAUUCAUCGGAAUUGCAGAGUUCUGUUUCGCUCCGACGUUCUCAGGAGAAAAUAUAAAACGGGCAAUUGCUUAGUUCAGGAUCCUCUUCCUCUUUCAAUGAUCGAAACUAGAUCAUGUGGCGAGAGGAAAUUAGAUUCAUAUGCUGUUGUUGGCUGCUGAUUCUUGUUUCAGGUCAGUCCCUGGACAAGGACAAGCAGGUUCUGCUUGAUCUGAAGACCCAUCUCCUGGACAAGAAUCGCAUACGCCAAGGCCCCUACGCUCGCUGGAACCAGUCCGAUCCCUUGCCUUGCAACUGGACUGGCAUCGCCUGCGACCAUGCAGACCGUCGUGUGGUCCGCAUCGACCUCAGAGAAUCCAACAUCUCCGGCGACAUCUUCGCGAACUUCUCCCUUCUCACUGAGCUCGCCCACCUCGACCUUUCGUCGAACACCAUCGGUGGUAUCAUCCCUGCCGACCUCAGCAGAUGCAGCCGUCUCACCUACCUCAACCUCUCAAACAACCUCAUCGAGGCGGGCUUCGACCUCGCCGCCCUCACCAAUCUGGUCACCCUCGACCUCACGCACAACCGGCUCAACGGCAGCAUCCGCCACAAUUUCCCUGCACUGUGCAGCAAUCUGGUCAGCCUCAAUAUUUCCGCAAACCGCUUUACGGGAGACAUCACCGGAUGCUUUGACCAGUGCGCCGGCCUCAAGUACCUCGACCUGAGUUCCAACCACUUCAUCGGGCAGGUGUGGCAUGGCUUCGCCAGCCUCCGGGAGUUCUCCGUCUCCGAGAACAACCUCACCGGAGAAUUUGCCUUCACAUCCAGCUGCGACCUCGAAAUCUUGGACCUUUCGGCCAACAAUUUUUCGGGGGCAUUUCCGAGCUCCAUCGCGAAUUGCUCGAAGUUGACAUCUUUGAACCUGUGGGGGAAUGAGUUCGCCGGGCCUGUUCCCUCCGGCAUCGGAUCUCUCUCGGAGCUUGAGAUACUUAACUUGGGGAAGAAUCAGUUCGACUCUGAUAUCCCUGAGGAGUUGCUGAAUUGCCCCAAAUUGGUGUUUCUCGACUUCAGCAAGUGCAACUUCAGCGGCGAUAUCCAAGAAAUCUUCGGCCGGUUCAAGACGGUGAACUAUUUGAUCCUCCAAGGGAAUUCAUACACCGGAGGCAUCGAAUCGUCGGGGAUUCUGUCGCUUCCCGACCUCGUCAGACUCGACUUGAGCUCGAAUCUCUUCUCGGGCCAAAUCCCGGUGGCGAUCACGGCAAUGCCCAAGGUUAAGAUCCUCAUUCUUGCAAACAAUUACUUCUCCGGUAACAUCCCGCCGGAGAUUGGAAGGAUGACCCAGCUUCAGCUGCUGGAUCUGUCGUACAACAAUCUCACCGGCGAGAUCCCUUGGGCUGUCGGUAAUUUGACAUCCCUCCUCUGGUUGAUGGUGGCAAACAACAACCUUAGCGGUGUGAUACCCCCCGCCAUAGGCAACUGCAAAAGCUUACUGUGGCUGAACCUCGCCAACAAUCGGCUUUCCGGUUCGAUUCCUCCUGAGAUAACAACGAUCGGGAGCGAUCCAUUCUCGACGUUUGACAGUAAUCGCCGGGAGAUGGCGGGAGCCGUCGCCGGAUCAGGAGAGUGUCUGGCAAUGAAACGGUGGAUCCCGGCCAGUUAUCCUCCUUUCAACUUCGUCUACGUGCUGAUGACGAGAAGCACCUGCCGGACUAUUUGGGAUCGUCUCCUGAAGGGUUACGGGAUCUUCCCCAUCUGCACCAACUCAUCGUCCCGGUAUCAAAGCUUAGCCAUCUCGGGCUAUCUACAGUUGUCCGGCAACCAGUUGUCCGGUGCCAUCCCGCAGGAGAUCGGGAAGAUGACGAGCCUAAGCCUGAUCCACCUUGAUGACAACAAUCUCUCUGGCCAACUCCCACCGCAGAUAAGUGAGCUGCCUCUCGUCGUCCUCAACGUCUCCGACAACAUGUUGUCGGGUGAGAUCCCAUCGGAGAUCGGGUCUUUACAGUGCCUCUCUAGUCUGGACCUCUCGCGAAAUAAUUUAUCCGGCAAGCUGCCCGAGAGUCUGAAUGGUCUCUCCGAGCUGAACAAGUUCAACGUCUCCCACAAUCCUCUCCUCUCCGGCGAGAUUCCUAUCACCGGCCAGCUUGCAACCUUUGAACAUGACUCCUUCAUCGGCGAUCCCCUCAUUAGCUUUGCCGCAUCGGCCCGCGGAGCGCCGCUGCCACCCACUAGCCGUGGUAUUGCCCAUGGAAGUGGCCGACAUCGGAGGGUGGUUGCAUUUUGGGUAUUCCUUGGGGUCUGCUCAGCCUUCCUCGCGUGUGGCGUCUUCACCUCAGCGAUCUCCAUUUUAUGGGGAAGAAGUGUGGCAGUAGACCCAUAUGCUGAUCCGGAGGAGUUCGACCCGGAAGGAGUUCUACUGGAUGGCAUCAAACGCCGGAGUGAUGCGGCCGGAUCAUCGUCAACCACAACUGUCUUAUCUUCGUCGGCGGCGUCAAAUUGCGCCGCUGUCGACGGUGCGGUUAGGGUGUUCCCACUGGAAAAAGGAGAAAGGGAAUGCGCGUUCACUUACAAUGACAUAGUAGCAGCGACAAGGAAUUUCGACGAGCAGAUGGUGGUCGGGCGAGGAGGGCACGGGGUGGUGUACCGUGCGGUGCUGCCAGGGGGGCGACAAGUGGCAGUGAAGAAAUUGCAACGAAACGGGAGGGAGGAGAAGGAGGACAAAGGGGAGCGGGAGUUCCAAGCAGAGAUGGAGGUGAUGGCAGGGAGCGGCCACCCAAACCUGGUGACGUUGCACGGGUGGUGCCUGACGGGAACGACGCGACUGCUGGUGUACGAGUACAUGGAAGGAGGAACCCUGGAAGAAGUGAUCGAAGACCGGAAAGGGUUCGGGUGGGAGCGGCGGUUGGCGGCCGCGACGGGUGUAGCACGGGCGCUGGCAUUUCUACACCACGAGUGCACACCGGCAGUGGUGCACCGGGACGUGAAGGCGAGCAACGUGCUGCUGGAUGGGCAAGGGAACGCGCGGGUGACCGACUUCGGGCUGGCGCGCGCCGUGGCGGCGGGGAAUAGCCACGUGAGCACAGUGGUGGCGGGGACGGUCGGGUACGUGGCGCCGGAGUACGGGCACACGUGGAGGGCGACCACACGGGGGGAUGUAUACAGCUACGGCGUGCUAGCAAUGGAGCUGGCGACGGGCCGACGGGCACUGGAUGGUGGGGACGAAUGUCUGGUCGAGAGGGUGCGGCGGGCGGCGGCGGCGGCGACAGAGGAGGAACUAAGGCUGCACAUCGUAGGGGUGCAAGAGGGCGAGGGCACCAGGGUGAUGUUGGGCCUCCUGAAGGUUGGGCUUCGAUGCGCAGCCGAGGCACCGCAGAUGAGACCGAACAUGAUGGAGGUGCAAGAGAUGCUGCUGAGGGUAGGAGACAAAAGUGAAAGCGAGGGCGGUGCUUCUUCUCCAAAUUGGUCCCCCAAUGCAUCCUCCCCCUCUGCAUCAUCAGGGAAAAGCAAUUCGGAGAGAUUCUUUUCAUCGGAAGCAAGAUAGUGAUUUUUUUUUCCGAAUGCACAGAUUUUUUUUUUUUUUUUUUUUUUUUUGCUUUGAUACAAAAUUGUUAAUUUAAGAAACAUACAAAAGCUUUUUUAUUUUUAAAUU